AUGGCAGCCCUGCCCAAUUACCAGCUGCGCAUCAAGCAACCUCAUCUGUGUGCAGCCAACACAACGCAGUACAGCGGCUACCUCGACACCGACGACGACAAGCACUUUUUCUUCUGGUUCUUUGAGGCACGCAAUGCACCGCGUGACGACGCACCAGUGAUCCUGUGGAUGAACGGCGGUCCUGGCUGCAGCUCGUUCACUGGACUUCUAAUGGAGCUCGGCCCGUGCCGCGUGGACAAGGGCGGCAAGUCGGCAUCCGACCAUGUGUAUGGAUGGAACGACAAGGCACACGUGAUUUUCAUCGACCAGCCGCUCAAUGUCGGGUACUCGUACGGCAAGGACGUCUUCAACUCGAUUGCCGCUGGCAAGGACGUGUACAGCUUCUUGCAGCUGUUUUACCACUCGUUCCCCGAGUACGCCGGCAGCGAGCUGCAUGUGUUUGGCGAGUCAUAUGGUGGCCAUUAUGUGCCAGCGACUGCCAAGGCUAUCCAUGAGGCCAAUCUGGAGUUCACCUCGAAGCAGGCGCUCGGUGCACUGAGUGUUGCCGAGAAGGAGAAGCGUGUUCUGCCGCUGACAUCUAUUGGUGUCGGCAAUGGCCUGACGGACCCGCUGACGCAGUACCGGUACUACGGAAAGAUGGCCUGCAACUCGACAUACCCGCCUGUUCUCCGGCAGGACCAGUGCGAAUCUAUGGACAGCAAAUACCCGACAUGCGCACGGCUCAUCGAGGCUUGCUACAAGUGGCAGAACUCGUUGGCGUGUUACCCGGCCGAAAUGUACUGCAACAGUAUGAUGGUCGCGUACCAGCAGUCAGGCGCCAACCCCUACGACGUGCGGAUUCCGUGCGAGGGCGGCGACCUCUGCUAUCCUAUCAUGUCCGACAUUGACGCGUUCCUGAACGACCCGGCGGUGCAGCAGGAGCUGGGGUCUGAUGUCUCCAAGUUCGAGUCGUGCAGCCAAAAGGUUUACAGCGGAUUCAUUCUCAACGGCGACUGGAUGAAGCCGUACCACCGCGAGGUCCCACCGCUGCUGGAGGCUGGAAUCCGUGUUUUGAUAUAUGCUGGUGAUGCAGACUGGAUAUGCAACUGGUACGGCAACAAGGCGUGGUCCGAGGCGCUGGAGUGGUCCGGCAAGAGCGGGUUCCAGGGUGAGAAGGACAAUGAUUGGGUUGUGGACGGCAAGGCUGCUGGCGAAGCACGCACACACAAGAACUUUUCGUUCCUGCGCGUCUUUGGUGCUGGGCACAUGGUGCCCUACGACCAGCCCGAGAACUCGCUGGACAUGAUUAACCGGUGGAUCGCGAACAAGCCCUUCUACUAG
Messenger RNA from Linderina pennispora, 1320 nucleotides. RefSeq names its product peptidase S10, serine carboxypeptidase. The coding region runs from base 1 to 1320 and encodes 439 amino acids. Lineage: Eukaryota; Fungi; Kickxellomycota; Kickxellomycetes; Kickxellales; Kickxellaceae. Gene Ontology annotation, cellular component: fungal-type vacuole. The transcript has a single exon. Gene Ontology annotation, biological process: proteolysis. The record is from RefSeq and is a predicted model, not a curated record. Gene Ontology annotation, molecular function: serine-type carboxypeptidase activity.